AUCCUGAUAAGGUCAAACAGAGCUCUGUACAAUUGUGCCUAGCCUGACAAGGACAGCUGGGCUCUGUCCCUGCCCUCAGCUUGUGGAGCAUUGGAGGCAAGCAGGCAGCCCUGUGGUAAGGCAGGAAGGGGGCUGCCGGACAGGGUGACCUGCUGUGCAGCUGGGGAUCACAGAGCUCAGCGUCUCCCAGCCUCAGUAAUGCCCUUGCUGACCCCCAGCCCCUUCUGCCACCGGCUGCCCUGCGCUUCCCGUCCCACACUGACCAAGCCCGCUGUCUCCUGGGCCACAGCCGCGCCUCACGCAGCCCCCAGUGCGGCCAUCCCGGUCGUCCUGGGUCCCGCGCGCCCCCGCCCGGGCGGCGUUUGGCUCCGCGCGGCUCCCGUUCGGACGGGCCCCUGCGCAUGCGCGCCCGCCCACCCGGGUGUGGCGCCGGAGGUAGAGGGGAGCGGCCGGACGGGGACGGGCCGGGCUGGGCCCGCGCCUCCAGCGCUGCUGUUCUGGGGCGGUCCCAGGCCUUAUCGUGUUUGGGAAGCCCUGUGGGAGGCCCCGGUACUGGAGCCCCGAGGCACUUUUCCUGCCAUGGUGAACGAGAGGCACAAUGGCAACCUGCUUGUGCACCUGGGACCCAAGCUGCAGGCCUACCCACAGGAGCUGCUCCGGCAGCGACGGGGCCAGGACGGCCAACCCGAAUACCUGAUCCAGUGGAGUAUUGUCAGCUUGGAAGAGAGAGCAGUGGGAGGCAACGGUGCCUCCUGUGCGGAGACCAAGCCAGAGAACAUCUCCAUGUGGAUGUCUGCAGAAGAGGUCUGUGCCACCUGCCCAACGCUGCUGGGCAAGAGAAAGCUGGAAGGGCAGUGGGUGAAAGAGGAGAAGGCAGCCAGCCCAUUUACUGCAGAUGUCCCAGUGGAUGAAGCCUCAUUGCUGGAGAUGAAGGCUGAUGUCAGGAGCCUGGUGCAGCGAGCCAGGCGGCAGAUGAGCAAGAGUGGGGCCCCUGAGUCCUUCAUCCUCAACACCAUCCACGUCCUGAGUGCUUAUGCCAGCAUUGGCUCGCUGGCAAGUGCCUUCAAGGAGACGGGAGCCCUGGACUUGCUGAUGAAGAUGCUGUGCCACAAGGAGAAGCAAAUCCGCCACAGUGCUGGCAACAUGCUGAGGGCCCUGGCUUCGCAUGAUGCAGGGAGCUGGGCCUAUGUCUUGCUGUCCCUGAGCCAACAGGAUGGCAUUGAGCAGCACAUGGACUUUGACAGUCGCUACACCUUGCUGGAGCUGUUCGCUGAGACAACAUCUUCUGAAGAGCACCACAUGUCCUUUGAGGGGAUCCACAUUCCCCAGAUCCCUGGGAAACUGCUCUUCAUCCUGGUGAAACACUACCUGUGUGUCACGUCUCUCCUGGACAAGCUCAGCAGUGACGGGGAGCAGGGAGGGCAGCAGCAGGACUGUGCUGUGCCCAGCCUGUUCCCUGAGGAGAGAAGCCGUGUGAAGCAGGAGUUUGAGUUCAGCAUGGCCAUGGCAAACCUCAUCUUGGAGCUGGUGCACGUGAUGGGCUGGGACCAUGGCCACAAGCCAGAACCGCUGCCCAGACAGGAGCUGCAGCCUCGCACCACCCGUUCCAUCUUCCAGCAUGGGGCCACAUCCUGCACCACUGCGCAAGCAGCCCUCACUCCCCCACCAAAAGAGCCCCUCAGCAUCUUCAAGACGCGCUCAGCCUUCCCAAGCCGCAGCAGCUACGUGGAAUAUGUGCAGGCAACACUGGUGCGUGGCAUGCGGGUGCGGAUGCUGGAGGACUAUGAGCAGGUCAGCGCAGGUGACGAGGGCGACUUUCGCCAGAGCAACGAUGGCAUGCCACCAGUGCAGGUGCACUGGCAAGCCCUGGGCUGUACAUACUGGGUUCACUGGCACAUGGUGGAGAUCAUUGGCCGUGCAGGACAAGAGGAGCAUGAGGGCCAGGAAAAGAUGUCUGCCCUGACACACAACUACAAGCUGGCAGGAGUUGCGCAGCCGUUUUUCUGCAAGCCCUUUGGGGGGCUGUACUCCCUGCCAUACCUGCGCGAGCAGCCGUCCAAGGCUUCAGAGGUCCUGAGCCGUUCUGAGUGGUGGGAGCUGCUCUUCUUCGUGAAGAAGCUGGAAGCACAAGGGCAGAAGGAGAUCAUCUGUCUCAUCCAGCAGGACCAGGGGGAGCAGCUGUCGGAGGUGGAUGAAGAAGCCCUGAUCCAGCUAUCGGUACCUGUGGAGCUGGCCCAGAAGGUGCUGCGGGUCUUGGAGAAGAAGUGCCAGCGCAGCAUCCAGCGUGACCUGCGAGGGUCCCACAUCUACACCAAAUACUUCCUUGGUAGGAGGGCUGAGCAGGAUGCCAGGUUGAACACUGCAGUGUCCUCGGAGGGUGCUGGCUGCAGGAGCACUGACCCUGAAAUCACAAUGGCCAAGGCAGCGAAAGAAGAGCUUUCUGCAUCGAUAGUGCCACCUCAUGCCCUCGCUGCGGUGGCUAAGUCAGAUUCCCAGCUGUUUAAUGAGCUCCUUGAGAGAGAAGGUCUGUUCUUCCCAGAGGUGCCAGAGGAGCAGAUCAGAGUGCUGGGCAGCUCCGAUGAGGCGAGCGAGAGGGGCUCGCUGGCCAAGAUGGCAGCCGUGGUGGACGUGAUCCAGAGCAGCAGCUCAGAGCUGGGACUGUGCUUAGCCGGGCUUAAGCACAUCAUGAAGAUCCUGGAGGAGGAGCCUGAGCCUGAGCCGCGAGUCAGCAAAGUCCAGGGUGGGCUGGGCACCAGGAGUGUUGGGGAGAAGCUGGUGAAGGCGGUGGUGGAGCUGCUGAGCACUGAGGUGGCAGAGAAGGCCCUGGUGGCAGUGACGCUGCGGCUGCUGGCCAUGCUGAUGAUGAAAUACGACUGGCGCAUGGCAUUUGCCACGGAGGGUGGUGUGUGGGCCGUGCUGGCAGGCAUGCAGCAGCACGCCUCCUCUGCCCUGGUGCAGCAGGCCGGCCUGGCGGCCCUGAAGGUGCUGGUGGGAGCUGUGGCUGGCGAGCCAGAAGGCACCAGUGGGAAGGUCUUGCCCCUGAACCAGGCUGACAUGCAGAUGAUGCGAGAGAUCUUUGCCAGCAUCGGCUCUGCUUCCAGCGAGGGCUCGGCAAGCCUGCUGAGUGCCAUCCCUGCUGCCAUGAGCACCAUGCAGAGGGUGCCAGGGGGCUCCUCAGGCGUGCAGAAUGGGUUGCUGGUGGUGAACAUGCUGAUUGACGGCCACCGGGGCCUGGCAGAGCAGCUGGUGAGCUGUGACCUCCACACGGUGCUGCAGAGCUGCUGGUGGGACAAGCAGAGCACUGGCUGCCCUCAGGCCAUGCUGGCCCUCAGCACCAUCAACCGCCUGGCAGAGCACCGGCUACCUCUGUGCCUGGAGAUGGCAGGCAGAGAGGUGCCACUGGGCCUGGGGGACAUGCAGACACUGCUGGGCAGCCUGGGGGACAACAGCACCUUGUCCAAGGAGGUGGUGGUGGUCCUGGAGCGGCAGCUCUGUGCCGAAGGUCCUGUCCCCUCUGGUGAGGCAGCCCGGCUGCUGCAGGACCACGGGUGCUUCAGGCUGCUGCUGCGCAGCUUGAAGCUGCUGGGGACAGAGAAGGCCAUGAGCUUGAGCAUCCUCAGGAUCCUGAACAAGUUCCUGGAGGGUUACCAGGAGGAUGUGCUGCCCUGGCACGAGUGUGUGGAGCCCUGUUUGUUCUCCCUGAGUGCGCACAGCAGCGAUGGGGAGCAGGUGGUGCAGGAGGUUGUGGGCUUCCUGCACCGCCUGGCCAGUGCCAGCAAGGACUGUGCUGCGGUGAUGUGCCAUGCGGGCUCUCGUGAGGCUCUGGCCAAAGCCCUGGACAAGCACCGCACAGCCCCGUCACUGGCACCAGCCCUGCUCGACCUGGUGACCGACUGUGAGAAGUACAGCAGCCUCUGCAGGAAGCUGACAACCAGCAUCUUGGCUGGCUGCAUUCAGCUGGUGUUGGGGCAGAUAGAGGAGCACCGCCGGAGCCAGCAGCCCAUCAGCAUCCCCUUCUUUGAUGUCUUUCUGCGCAACCUGUGCCGAGGCUCCAGCGUGGAGGCGAAGGAGGACAAGUGCUGGGAGAAGGUGCAGGUGUCCUCCAACCCCCACCGGGCCAGCAAGCUGACAGACAGGAACCCCAAGACCUACUGGGAGUCAAAUGGCAGCACCGGCUCCCACUUCAUCACUGUGCACAUGCAGUGUGGGGUGCUGGUCAGGGAGAUGAGCAUGCUGGUGGCCAGCGAGGACUCCAGCUACAUGCCGGCCCGUGUCGUGGUGCUGGGGGGUGACAGCCCAACCACCAUCAGAACCGAGCUGAACACAGUGACCGUCCUGCCUUCAGACAGCAGAGUGGUCCUGCUGGAGAACAUGACCCGCUUCUGGCCCGUCAUCCAGAUCCGAGUGAAGCGGUGCCAGCAGGGCGGCAUUGACACACGUGUGCGUGGCAUCGAGGUGCUGGGUCCCAAGCCCACGUUCUGGCCAGUCUUCAGGGAGCAUCUGUGCUGGCGAACGUUCCUCUUCUACACUGUUCAGGCUCAUGCUUGGUGCCAGGAGAUCUGCUGGGACCGGGGACGACUACUGCAGCUCUUUGGCCGCUGCUGUUGCAGGCUGAACCAGGCUCUGCGGCACGAGCAGGGCUUUGCCGACCGCUUCCUUCCUGACGAUGAGGCAGCCCAGGCCUUGGGCAGGACGUGCUGGGAGGCCCUGGUGAACCCCUUGGUGGAGAGCAUCAUUAGCCCAGACCCCGAAGGCAUCAGCGCCCUGGCCUGGCUGCUGAGGGAGUACCUGGAGAGUGUGGAGCUGCCCCGCCGUGCCACCAGCCGCAGUGCUGUCUUUGGUUCCCGUGUGCGGCGCCUGACCCAACUCCUGGUGCAUGUGGACCCCAGCAGCACAGAGCCAGAGGAGGCGAGAGCAGCUGGUGCAGGGGUUCUUGGAGGUGGCAGGGCAGGCACCAGACCUCGUGGAGCGAUACUGUGGGCUGUACCAGCGCCUGCGUGGGGCCACGGAGGAGCUCUUUGGGCAGCAGGCCGCCUUCAUGCUGGCCCUGGGCCAGGGCUUUGCAGGGGCUUUGCUGCAACUCUCCUUCCUCGCCACCCUGCACGUGAGUCAAGGGAGCGUGGCACCAGUGCCGGGCCCCGGUGUCACCAGCCGCUGGCACUGCCUGGGAGGCUGCCCUGGCCCACAGCCUUGGGUGAGCUCCGGGUGGGGGGUGUCUUAGCCCCCCAGUCAGGUCAUGGAACCGAGUCCUGUGGUGGCCCUGGAUGGUACCCAGCUGCGAGUGCUUGUGUGCUGUCCUGGGCUGGUGCCUGCACACCCUUGGCCCCUGCCCAAGAGCCCCAGGGUUUCCUGGCUGUUCCCCCCAGGGACUUUUCCCCAGCCCGGCCUUGGCGCCCGGUGAGCCCCCUCUGCACCAGCCCUGUUCCUCUGCAGGUGAGCGAGCAGUUUGCCCGCUACCUGGACAGGAAGAUCCAGGAGCUGCAGGGGGCUGCAGGCAGCAUGGGCCCAUUGCAGCAGCUGCAGCAGAUCCUGGAGCCCUUUGUUGUCUUCAGUGGCCUGGAGCUUGCUCACACCUUCGAGCACUUCUACCGGCACUACCUGGGGGACCGGCUCCUGGCGCAAGGGCUGUCUUGGCUGGAAGGAGCUGUCGUGGAGCAGAUUGGGCUGUGCUUCCCCAGCCGCUUCCCCCAGGAGAUGCUGAGGAACUUGGCCGAGUCAGAGGAGCUCCAGCAGCAGUUUUACCUCUUCCGGCUGCAGGAGCAGGACAAGUGGCUGGUGGAGCUGGACACGGGCCUGGACGAGGUGCUGGGGACAGCCUCGGUGGCAGAUGUGCCGGAGGUGAAGGUGCUGGCCCUGUCCCCACGCUGCUGGCCUGUGUCCCCAUUCUGCUACAUGGAUGAACCUGGGAGGUUUUUCCCAGCUGCUCUGAGGUCCCCCCUGGAUGAGUUUGCUGCCUUCUGCAGGCGGAGCCAGAGCCAGCUGGGCUGGGAGUGCUCAAAGCCUCGGCGGCUGCAGUGGACAUGGCUGGGCCACGCCGAGCUGCAGUUUGGAGACUGCGUCCUCCACGUGUCCACCCUGCAGAUGUACAUCCUGCUGUGCUUCAACAGUGCUGAGGAGGUGGCUGUGGAGGCCCUGCUGCAGGCCACCGGGCUCCCUGCUGAGCUGCUGCACCAUGCGCUGACACCGCUGACCCACGGCGAGGGCGUCCUGGUGCGGAGCUGCACGCCAGGAGGUGUGCUGCAGGUGAACCAGGCAGCCCUGGCCUGUGCCUCUGGCCGCCACCUGAGGCUGCUGCCCCAGCAGAGGUACCUGCAGGUGGAGAGGGCUGAUGUCAGCACCCUGGAAAGGAAGAGGAAUGUCCUCUGCUGCCUCAUCACCCGCAUCCUCAAGGUGGAGAAGCAGCUCCACAUUGACAACCUGGUGUUUAGGGUGAUUGAUGCCUGUCAGAGGGGCGAGUUGUGUCCAGGGCUGCAGUUCCUGAGCUUCUGCUGCCACAGCGUGGACGUGCUGUCCUGUGUCCUGCACUUACUGAACCAGGGCUAUCUCCGGCGCCAGGAGGAGAGGCCUCAUGUCUUGGAAUACAUCUCUGCUGAACCCACAACACCCCCUACCUCUCAGGUCCAGCCCCAGGUUGCCUUCCAGACUGUAGAGAUCAAGACAGCAGCACGCCCAGCCUCUGCUGAAAGGAGACAGACAUUUUCUACAUUCAGAGACUGAGAAGAGAGCGUAUGGUGAGGCGCAGCCCCACCACGGGCAGCCUGGACUUCUGGGUCUGAGACCUCCAGCCCCAUGGGGCUUAUGCCUCCCCUUACCUCGCAACAUGGUGUUCUGGUGCUUGGCUGUGCAGAUGAGGCGUGUGAUCCCUUCGAUGACUUGGCUUUUGGGCUCCAGAUCCUUCUCUUUUGGUUUCUUGCUCAGGAACAUCACUGAGGGCCAAGGACAGAUAUGACCAAUGUUACGAUGUCCCCACCUGGCCCUGCGUGGGAGCCCUCACCCCAGAGCUGGCUGCACUGACUGGCCCCUGCUGGGUUGUCUCAGCCUUGCCCUCCUGUGGGCUCCCCGCACCCUUUUAGCAAUAAAUUGUGGCCCCACAGCCAGAGAGCACCCA
Molecule: messenger RNA, 7108 nt
Organism: Columba livia (rock pigeon)
Lineage: Eukaryota; Metazoa; Chordata; Aves; Columbiformes; Columbidae
Product: cullin-9
Exons: 29
Coding region: 199-6717 (2172 amino acids)
Biological process (GO): ubiquitin-dependent protein catabolic process
Molecular function (GO): ubiquitin protein ligase binding
Source: RefSeq, a predicted model, not a curated record